UUUAUAGCGCAUUACAUAGUUUUGUUAUCAGCCAUUUAUAGCAGCAUUACAAAAGGUGAACGCUUUCUCUUGAUGGAAAUAAGAAGAUCAGUAGAUCUUCCUAACUCUAUGCAGCUACAAUGUACUAUGAACUUCAUUUGUGAAUUCGUUGCUAGUUCGCGUUCAGACUAAACGACAAAUCUGUUACCAAGAUGGGUGUUUGGCGCCAAACUCUCUCUCUUGUUUGGAAGAACUUUCAGAUAAAAAGACGAAAUAAAAAGGAAACGCUGCAAGAAAUCAUAAUUCCCGUGUAUUGGUUGCUCAUCUUAGUAGGUGUGAGGCUGGGAAUCAAAACUACUCCGCUUCCUGCGGUCAAAACGAGCGAAAUACCCAAAUCCGAUGUGAUCAACCUUGGCUCCGAAACGCCAUUCGGAUUGAAUAGCUCACAAAUUCCAUCUACAAAACCUAUCAUCGGGGUUGUAACUCACAAUGAUUCUCAAGCUGGUAGCAUAGUCCAACUAUUAGAGCAACACUCUAACCAAACUGUCGUUUAUAAGCGGUUUAACAGUUCGGAAAGUAUGCUGAGCUUCUAUCGUACAAAUGGGGAAUCCUCCCUCGGCGCUGGAGUGAUAUUUACGAGGGGAAGUUCAGGUGUUUUGGAAUACACACUUCGUGUACCAAUUGGCAAUAUUCCAGACAUCAAAAGCAAACUCACAGGGUUAGAUAAAUGUCACAAAAGAUUCUUCGACCCAUUUCAAUGCCCUGCCAGCAAAUACCUCAUCUAUAAUACUACCACAUUACAAGCCUCUAUUGAUGCUGCUAUUUCUAAGGUUGUUGCAAAUCUCCCAUUUUACAUUGUUCCCAACAUCACAGUUCAAAUGAUGCCGAAAGCUCAAUUCACUCCUUCCUUACAAGGAAUACAAACCAUUGUUCCGAUCUACAUGGUGCUUGCUUUCUCACCUUACAUUACGAUCUUAGUUAUCAACCUGGUCAGAGAGAAACAGGAGAAACACAAGGAACUUAUGAGGAUUAUGGGAAUGGUAGACACUGCAUAUUGGUUGUCGUGGUUCUUAACAUACGCCAUAGUCGUCCUUAUUGCCUGCCUUAUUAUGGUUACUGUCUCAGUUAUUGCUGGAUUCUUUGGUGAAAGCAAUUACCUUGUUCUACUUAUUGUAUUCUAUCUGUACGGCCUGAGCAUUAUAAUGCUCUCCUUCAUGAUGUCACCAUUGUUCAAAAAUCCCAAGACAGCUGGCUUUAUUGCAUCCUUGUUUACAGCAAUUUUCGCCGUAUUGAUCAUCCCACUGACUGGUCCAUCAAUCCCCCAGUAUGCAAAGUGGCUGGUUUCUAUAUUUUCACCUACUGCUUUUGCGUUUGCUCUCAAUGAGGCUGUGGAAGUUCAUCCUGGUGCACAGUUCAGUAAUUUAGCAACCAAAGGAGAUUUUCCUGUGCUAAAUUGCAUAGUCAUGUUGAUAGUAGACAUCCUCCUCUAUCUUUUGAUUGCCCUGUAUUUGGAUGCCGUGGUACCUGCAGAGUAUGGUAGACGCCAGCCCCCAUACUUCAUCUUCCAGCCAUCGUUCUGGAAGACCAUGUUUCAAAGAGGUGGGGGAAGCUUAGAGGCACAUGGGGUGAGAAGGCAGUUGUCUGCACAUGAGGUUUACAGCUCAGAAGAUGUUGAGCCUGUGGCUCAGGAAAUGCAUGGUAGAGAGGCAAUAAGCAUUCAUAAUUUGAAGAAAGUUUUUCCUGGUAAAAAACCUACAGUUGCAGUGGAUGGCAUCAGUAUGGAUAUCUAUGAAGGACAGAUCACAGCCCUUUUAGGCCAUAACGGUGCCGGUAAAUCCACCCUUAUUGGUGCAUUGACGGGAAUGAUCCAACCAAGCUCUGGUACAGCGUUGAUCUACGGCAAGGACAUAAGUCGGUUUGGUGAUCUUGCUGAACUAAGACGAAACAUAGGAGUUUGUCCACAACAAGAUGUCAUCUUUGAAUUUCUAACCGUCAAGGAGCACUUAGAGUUUUACUUCAAGCUCAAAACCGGGGGUGAUUCGCAACAGAAUAACGGCGCCGAUGCGAUUCUUAAGGAGAUUGGCCUGCAGGAGAAAAAAGACGACAUUGCAAAGAACCUUAGUGGUGGACAAAAGAGGAAGCUGAGUGUUGGAAUCUCUCUUGUUGGAGAUCCUAAGGUGCUGUUCCUGGAUGAGCCAACUAGUGGAAUGGACCCUCACUCUCGGCGAGAGAUGUGGAAAUUGCUACAGGGACAGUGCAAGGAGAAGUGUGUGUUGUUGACAACCCAUUUCAUGGACGAGGCUGACAUAUUGGCAGACUACAAAGCGAUCUUGUCGAAAGGAAAGCUUCGCUGCGCAGGCACAUCGUUGUUCUUGAAAAACCGUUUUGGCAUUGGCUACCAUCUUAAUACUGCCCUCUCUGAUGACUGUGACACGGACAGGCUCAAGUCGUUUGUUGAGCAACAUGUGCCUGGUGCUGACGUCAUCCGUCACCAUGGAUACGAGAUGGCCUUUUCUCUACCCUUAGAGGAGGUCGCUCACUUCUCAGGGCUGUUUGCUGCAUUGGAGAAUAACAAUGCAGGCGAGUUAGGCGCUUCAGCGAAAGACCUCGGGGUAACAAGCUAUGGCGUUUCCAUGACAACACUAGAGGAGGUGUUCCUCCGGCUUGAAGACACCAGUGACGAGGAAAGCCAAGAAAAAACUCUUGAUCAUGUAGACUUUUCUGGUCCACAAGCUACAGGAAAUGGAAGUCUCAUUUUGGCAGACUCCCGUGACAGUGGUAUUAAUGCAGGUGCCCCGGAGCUCAACGCACCGGAAAUAAGCGCUGAUAAGGCGACACGGGGCACGUGGUACAAACAGCAAGUGGCUGGCUUGCUGAAGAUUCGCUGGUUGAACACAAUCCGCAGUCCUCUUAAGGUGAUCUUCACCAUCAUUGUUCCUCCAAUUCUUCUCAUUGUCGGCAUUGUCCUUCUGAGAAACAGGAAACUCGAGCCUCAGGCUGAUACAAUUAGGUUUCCAUUGAGCCCCUCCUACUGUCUCAGCCAUGCCAGCCAAGAGUCGUUCGCGUCAGCACUACUCUUCCAGAAUUCUACUAGCUCAAAUGUGGACAAUAUCCUUGGUUUCUUAAAAGAUUAUGACGUUAGUGUGGACCAAGUAAACAACCUUGAGGGAUACCUUAAUAUUUCUUCUGCAAAGCCUCGUUGUCUUGGGAUAGACGUUCAGCAGUUCCCUACAGCGACGAAUGUCUCUUUCUCAAAAUUUGAGGACCUUCUCUCAAGCUACUUAGUACGGUACAAUGACACGACUCAGCAUUCCAUCCCUGUAGCGACCAACCUGUUGGGCUCGCUCUUCAAUAUGUACGCCCUUGCGGCUCAGAACAUGUCUCUUUACCCGAUCAAGACAACGCUACAGCCCUUGCCGAGUCUGGGGAGUAAAUGGACGUACGAUGCUUCUUCGUUCACCGCGAUGUUACUCAUCGGUAUGGCUUUUGCCAUCAUCCCUGGAGGACUUGGCAUUGAAGUAGUAUCUUACAGACAGAACCGGAUCCGCCAUCUUUUCCGAGUCUCGGGACUAUCCCAGUUAAUGUACUGGUUCCAUUUCUUGUCUGCGGAUUUUCUAGUGUUCCUAAUCCCGGCGUUGAUAAUGCUGAUAGUCAUCCCGGCCGCUCAAGUAGUAUCACUAGCUCCAGCGGGUGCAAUGGGGUGCUUGGUAAUCGCCGCCUUGCUCUACAUCCCUGCCGUGAUUUUGCUUGCCUACAUCUGCUCUUUUGCGUUCAAUAAUUGGGAAACUGCGCAACAAGUGCUGCCGACAGUGUUUAAUCUCCUUGGAAUUGGUCCCUUUAUUGCUAUAUCGUUGGUUGACAUGUUGGGGAAUCAGGACUCGGCAAUCAUCGCCCACUAUGUAAUGGUCUGUCUCAACCCAUGCUAUGGUAUAUUCGGAGCUUUGUACUACAUCAACAGGAUAUUUCUGUUCGCGUCUGUGGCUGCUCAGUCGAAUGACGUCGAUAUAAAGGCUAGUGUGUACUUUACAUGGACGAAGCACAAUGGUAUCCCAGCAGUCUUCAUUGCCCAUGUCUUCCAUCUGCUUCUACUACCGCUGCUUGUGUACUAUCUGGACUCAAGGGAUACGGGCUCUGUCGUAAAAAAUCCUUGCAAGUGUCCGGGAAACCGAAGCAAAGUUGAUUUGGGUCGCAUGACUAGCUUCCAGUCAGACGAGCCCGAAGAUGACGAUGUGAUGGCAGAAAAAGAAAGGUUGCUUGGCAACGACUUCGGUCGUCAGGGAAACAAUACCGAGUACACUGCCACUGUCAAGGGUCUGUGGAAGAAGUUCGGUAGGGGUAAGAAGGGUAAGGUUGUGGUGAAAGAUGUUUAUUUUGGUGUGACUCCUGGAGAGGUGUUCGGAUUACUGGGGCCCAAUGGUGCAGGGAAAACUACCACGCUCAAUAUGAUGACCGCAGGGAUCCCAGCCUCCAGGGGAAGCGUCAGCGUUGCCGGUUAUGACCUCCAAACUGAGACACACAAGGUGUUCCAACACAUGGGCUUUUGCCCGCAGCAAGAUGCACUCUUUGAUGACAUCACCCUUGAGGAGCAUCUGACACUCUACGCAAGCGUACGGGGGGUGCCCUGGGCAAGCAUCGACAACGUCGUCAACCAUUAUAUGUCCGCUAUGAAGAUUACGGAACACGCAAACAAACGCGCCAAAGAACUCUCCGGCGGAACUAAGCGCAAGUUGAGCUUUGGAAUGGCGAUGCUGGGUGACCCGGAUCUCCUGCUCCUCGACGAACCAUCCACUGGAAUGGACCCAUCUGCCAGACGAUUCCUGUGGAAUGUGAUCAGUAAGAAUGUGACUGGUGCUCGCGGGGCCAUACUUACCACACAUUCUAUGGAGGAGGCGGAUGCACUUUGCUCGCGUGUUGGUAUCAUGGUAAAGGGACAGCUCAAAUGCCUCGGUUCCACGCAGCACUUGAAAAGCAAAUUUGGCAGCGGUUACACGCUGGAAAUCAAACUCAGCCCCUCGUUCCAGUCCUCUGACCCUGACGUGGACAUGCAGACACAGCUAGUUGCUUUCGUAGAAGGACUCUUUCCCAAUGCCAAGCGGACUGAGAGCUUCGGGGACCGGGUCAUAUACAAAGUUCCAAAGAGCAACGUGUCCAAGCUUUCCAGCACAUUCGCCACUUUAGAGGAAGGAAAGCGCUCUAUCGGGAUUGAGGAGUACAGUUUCAGCCAGUCUACGCUGGAGCAGGUUUUCCUUGAGUUUGCUCGUGAGCAAGAUGAUGAUAGAACAGGAGCGAAGGAUCUAAACUCCACCGAGCCUCCUCAAGAACAUCGCACCAGAACUGAAGUCGAGCAUGUCUAGUUAAGGACCUUCCGGCCUAUCUUGAUGCUUUUGUAUUCUAUUUUUAUUUUGAGUGUAAUUAUUAUUUUAUUUUUAAGUAAUUAAAGGUGAUAUUAAAUAAACAUUUAUAUUUAGAUAAAUAUUAAGGAAUGUAAUCCAAAGUUCCCGAAAAUAUAGUAAGUAUAACCAUCACCUUUUCAUUUGAACUACAUGUCGCCAGUUACCGUAGGUAUGGUGACAAUACGAGUCCAAAGUGCACAAUAUAUGGACUAGGUUUCUCUAGAUAACAAGAACCAUCAACCAAAAGCUUAAGCUAAGGCUUGCUUUUAUCCUAAGAGUGCGUAAAUUGAAACAGGUUAACCAAAGUUUGCGGUAUAAUUAGAAAGACUACAGACAAGCUUUAGAAAAACUAGAUGGUCUGCGUAGGCGUGGUGUAGACAAGGUAUGAGUCAACACAAGGUUGAAGGAGAAUGUUAUAGCCUCUGGGAAACAAAAGUUAGGAUAUCAAAAUUAAUCGAAUUCAAUCCCACCAAGUAGUGAAAAAGUACCAAAACUGCCAAUGAAAAAACGUGUAAACCUGGACAACUCGCCUUAAUAACUAGACUAUUUUUUUUUAUUUAACAGAUAAAACCAAGUAGAAAAGAA
Messenger RNA from Nematostella vectensis (starlet sea anemone), 5957 nucleotides. RefSeq names its product cholesterol transporter ABCA5. Bases 192 to 5333 code for a protein of 1713 amino acids. Gene Ontology annotation, biological process: lipid transport; transmembrane transport. Gene Ontology annotation, cellular component: membrane; intracellular membrane-bounded organelle. The record is from RefSeq and is a predicted model, not a curated record. Lineage: Eukaryota; Metazoa; Cnidaria; Anthozoa; Actiniaria; Edwardsiidae. Gene Ontology annotation, molecular function: ABC-type transporter activity; ATP hydrolysis activity; ATP binding. The transcript is spliced from 26 exons.